AACUUGGGGCUAACCACAACAGUAUUCACUUCUAGACCGACUAUCUGAUCAUAUGAAUGACUACUUUGCUCUUGACAUUCGUAAUCUUGUUCGUUUUUAGAGAUUGUAAUAUUUUAUUCCUCUCGAAAAUAUUGAUUUUUUAAGAAGAAGAGAUGAACAAGAUCGCGCUAAUCGGAUCGUUGGUGGUCAUCGCUUUUGCCACUGUUUUCGCGCGUGAUUUGCCCAAUUUCAUUCACGUUUGCAAGAGGAACGAUCCAAAUUUGAGCAAAUGCAUAACGAACAGCGUGAAUCAUCUUAAACCGUAUUUAAAAACGGGAUUACCCGAAUACAACAUACCCCCUUUGGAACCAUUUUCGUUGAAAGAGUUGGUAACCACGAGUGGAGGAAACAUUAAAUUGAAGCUGAAAAACAUUAAUGCAUAUGGAGCGAGUAAUUUCACGAUAACGAAGUUGAAAAGCAACAUAGAAACUUUAAAUUUCAUAGUCGAUUUGGAUUUUUCAAAUCUCGUCAUAAAAGGGGAAUACGACGUGGAUGGACAAAUAAUCUUGCUACGAAUUCAUGGAAACGGACCUUUAAGUGGCCUGUUCAACAAUUGCAAGGCAAUUGUGAAAAUGCAAAUGGAGAUGAUCAAGGGAAAGGAUGAUCAGAAUUACAUAAAAAUGAUCGAUCUUCAAACCAAGAUCUUCGUUGGAUCUGGCUCUUUGAAGUUGGACAAUCUUUUCGGUGGUGAUCCAGUUCUUGGAGAUGCUAUCAACGUUGCUAUCAAUAGUAAUUUCGACUCUUUUAUAAAAGAAAUAAUACCUGUCAUCGAGAGCGCCAUCUCGAGUACAUUCAUUGAUAUUUCGAAUAGUAUUCUGCUGCAGUUCCCUUAUGAGAUACUUUUCCCAGAAUCAUAGAUAUUUUAACGUGGAUCAAAAUCUUCUUGAACGAUUGUGGAUUAUAUUAUUAAUAUCAUUAAUGGAAUUUGAUAAAUUAAUAAUUUUUUUUUUCUAUAAUGAUAAAACAAAUUAGACAGUUAAACAGGUUAAAUUGAUGAAAUCUUGAAAGUGAAUUUUAAGAAAUUAAUAUUGUAUCAAAUUUUGAAUAAUUGAAAUGAUGACUUUUUAUGAAUUUGAAUUAAUGGAAAUAUGUUAUAUUAAUAUUAUGGUUCCAAAAAUCAUUUUGCAACUCUUUUGUGGUUCACAAUUGAGAUUUGGAAUAAUUAGGAAUUUGAUUGUAUGUCUCAAGUGAUUUUGCAAAAUUUUGUAAAAUUGUAAUUUAGUUAUUUCAUUAAUAUUAUUAAUUAACAUUUCUUUUAUGAUCUCGUUACAAAUAUUCAUAUUCCAUGCAAUGGAAAAGAACAAAACUUAAGAUUUUCUAGAAAUUGUAUUCAAAUAUUUCUUUAUAUUGAAUUAAUAGCUGUUUAACGAAGCAUUAUAGUACAUUAUUGUGCAAGAAGAUUUAGAUCUGAAUUUUAUUAUACGUUCAAAAAUGAUAAUUCAUUUUAUUUUAAUGUAUGUUCAAUUUGCACUUUGAAAAUAAGAAUUGUCAGUUUUCUUUUUCUUUUUUUUUUUUUUUUUUUGUCGAUUCACAAGUACAAAAAAAUAAGUGUUACUGUUUUUCAAUGGUUCUUCAUUCUUCUGAUAAUUUGAUUCUUGGAUAAUUUGAUUGUUAAUUAAUGUAUGCGUUAUAAUGUAAUGUAUACGAGGUUAAAAUGUGCCAAAUAAACAAAUUACAAAUUACAAUUA
Apis florea (little honeybee) is the source of this 1727-nucleotide messenger RNA. RefSeq names its product Juvenile hormone binding protein 3. Gene Ontology annotation, biological process: multicellular organismal reproductive process. The record is from RefSeq and is a predicted model, not a curated record. Lineage: Eukaryota; Metazoa; Arthropoda; Insecta; Hymenoptera; Apidae.